Molecule: messenger RNA, 579 nt
Organism: Talaromyces atroroseus
Lineage: Eukaryota; Fungi; Ascomycota; Eurotiomycetes; Eurotiales; Trichocomaceae
Exons: 2
Coding region: 1-579 (192 amino acids)
Source: RefSeq, a predicted model, not a curated record
AUGAAACUCAUUCCCUUCAUCACACCGGCUCUUUAUGCCGUAUGCGCUACGGCAUUGCCAGCCAAACGAGAUAACGGCCCCUUCACUGCCAUCGCCUUGCGCUCUGCGUCUCCCAUUCACCAGCUAUCCAUAACUGCGGCCGGCGAGAGCUUCUGGCUGGGAGGCAACACCGCUUCAUACUGCCCAACGAACGUCGACCCUUGUCCUCCGGGCAAUGUAACCGUCUUUGGCAAUGCGUACUCCUUGGAUGUCGAGGUCCCCGGCGGACAGGUCAUCUAUGUCAACCCUUCCGGCGCACUCGCCUUCACCAUGGCGCAUUCCAUCUACAUUCCCAGCGGUUCUCAGCAAGGCCCUUUCAGCUACGACUCCGGCUCGCCGUUCGGCUCAUACUCAACGUCCAGCUUCGGCGCCACGGGCUUCAUGGCCUGUCCAGACGAUGCGAUGUCGCCGACUUCCUGGCAGGUGUUUGCAGCUAUUCAGAAUGCAACGGUGCCCACUGGCAACGUUGCCGAUUGCCUGGGCUUCGAUGCUGCUACGGUUGACUAUGACGGGGAUAUUCCGGCGUGGCAGUAUAUUUAG